CAUUCCUCCAAAGACCGCAAACGCCCAAAAAUGUCUAGAUUUUGAUCCCCAUUUAUUAUCAAAAUUUUUCAGUCUUCCAUCAAUGAUUAUACUGGUAAAAAAUGGGUUGCAGAGUUCGCAAGAAGAUCAAGAUUAAAUAAAAAUAUACUGUGCACUGGACUAUGUGAAUGAAACAAUCAAAUCAUUCGAUAAUCUAAUUAUUCUAAUAGCUAUUCAAAAACCGUAAAUAACAAGGAAAUACUCGAGAGUGAUUGAAACAUCAUCAUUUUAUGCAAGUGACCAGUGAAAAUUAUUGCAUCAUAGAAACAGUUAUUCUCAGUCUCUCCUAACGAGCAGUAUUAUAUAUUCGUUAUAUACUACAAUAAGGACUAUGGACAAAUCGUCGAGGUUAUGAUGACCAGUAAAAAGAAGGUGUCAAUGGAGAUGGUUCACUGACGAAUGGAUUAUACCCUUUGGAGCAGACAAUUUAAUAAUUUAAAAAAGACAGGAAGAAAGAAGAAUGUAUUGUUUACAGUGGCUAAUUCCAGUUUUACUGAUACCAAAACCAGUAAACCCAGCCCUGCUUCAAACUCAUGUUAUGUUCAUGGUAUUGUACCUCAUCGGUUUCUUCCUUGAGCGAAAGCCAUGUAUAAUAUGCAGUCUCGUUUUUGUUGCUGCUGUUUCGUUAAUAUGUUACAGCGGAGUAGGAAAUUGUUUAUUCUGGAGCAACAGUUGUGAAUAGCUCAUAAGUUACCAAGCAUGUUAUCGAGUGAUUUUUGGAGGUUAGGGUUAAGAUGAUAUUGACCAUUGAUUGUUGAUAACGAUAAUCAUAUUAAAGUGGUAAACCGAAGGAAAAGUCUUUCUUUGAUAAUUGCUGAUUUAAUUGAGUGAAGGGAGUGAUUAUUGCAGCCUACAGUGCUCUAGAAGAUUCGCAUCUAAAUUUUAUUAAUUGUGAACUAGUUACUACGUGCUUCCUCAUCAAGACAUUUUUUUUUCGUGGAUCAAUUCCACAAAUAACUCAAAAAUGCUUCGUCAAAUGCUUCAACUCUUCGAUGAGUCAUUUCUAUAUUUACAAGUAGGUUCUUUGUUCGUCGAGCCAAUGAGGCACUGUAAACCGUCAUGACCCAGAAAAUUAAGGGAAUGAUUUUGUGAUAAUAACUGAAUCAAAUAUUCUUCUGCAUUUAAAUAUUUCAGCUAAAAAUAUGGGAGAAUGGAGGAAGUAGUUGGUUUUAGGGGAGGAGGGACAGAAUGGACAUGGGCUAUCACUCUACUUCAUUGGGAAAAGAAAGAGUUGCUCUUUGUAAGAGAUAAAUAUCCCAUUUCACAACGGGUUCAAUUUUUAAACAACUCGAAGAUGCCCAGUUUGGUCCAGCCUUCUCAAUACUCUCCAUAUUAUACAGACGAAUUUUGUUUGAUCAAAAUCAAUUAGCGAUUUUUGUUUGCUGAUAGCAUCUUGGGAUUUUUGUAGCAUUCAAGGGCAUCUACUAUCAUAUGCCUCUUAGGCAAUUGAGGAGGAAUUUCAAGGGAUUGUAAUCGCAAUAGAUGUUAUAAUUGCGCUGACGUAUUCAAUUUUUCUAUGAAAUUUAUAAAGCAAGAUGACAUUAACAAGAGUGAUAGAGUGUAAAGAAUUUAAUAGUGUAGAUGAUGCAGUUUGUUGGAUUGAUACCGUUUUUCAGAGCCAAAUAAUAGAAUUCCAUAAUAGCAAAAUGGUGUGUACAGAACAAAAAGAAGAAAUACUAAUUAAUGACGCAUAAUAAAUGAGACAGAGCAACAUUUU
Messenger RNA from Diachasmimorpha longicaudata, 1756 nucleotides. RefSeq names its product bladder cancer-associated protein (gene bc10). The transcript has 2 exons. The coding region runs from base 500 to 721 and encodes 73 amino acids. The record is from RefSeq and is a predicted model, not a curated record. NCBI's taxonomy places the organism in Eukaryota, Metazoa, Arthropoda, Insecta, Hymenoptera, Braconidae.